Arvicola amphibius (Eurasian water vole) is the source of this 5221-nucleotide messenger RNA. It is a transcript of the gene Msl3, whose product is annotated as MSL complex subunit 3. The coding region runs from base 82 to 1659 and encodes 525 amino acids. Lineage: Eukaryota; Metazoa; Chordata; Mammalia; Rodentia; Cricetidae. The record is from RefSeq and is a predicted model, not a curated record. Gene Ontology annotation, biological process: regulation of DNA-templated transcription; chromatin organization. The transcript has 13 exons. Gene Ontology annotation, cellular component: nucleus; NuA4 histone acetyltransferase complex; MSL complex.
GAGCGCCGCCUCCCCGGUCGUCCUCCCCUACCGCGCGCUCUCCACCCGCCCCGGAGCCUCGCCCUCCGCCACGAUGAGCAAAUGAGCGCGAGCGAGGGCAUGAAAUUUCAAUUCCACUCUGGGGAGAAAGUGCUGUGCUUCGAGCCUGACCCCACCAAGGCGCGAGUGCUGUACGAUGCCAAGAUCGUCGAUGUUAUUGUCGGGAAAGACGAAAAGGGCAGAAAGAUUCCAGAAUAUCUGAUACAUUUUAAUGGUUGGAACAGAAGUUGGGAUAGAUGGGCAGCCGAAGACCAUGUGCUUCGUGAUACAGAUGAAAAUCGGAGAUUACAGCGUAAAUUGGCCAAAAAAGCAAUAGCUCGCCUGAGAGGUACAGGAAAAAAGAAGAGACGCUGUAGGUUACCUGGUGUCGACUCUGUCUUAAAAAGUGUGCCAAUUAAAGAAAAAACUCAAAAUGAUGAAAACGCGAUAAGCAGUACCUGUCAGGACAGCUGUGGCAGAAAGAAUGAAGAACUAAAAGAACAUCGCCAGCGUCGUAUUAAAGUAAAGACUAAAGCGAAGAAAAAAGUGCUGUCGUUGCGCUCAAGAAAGGUCAUGGAUGAAAGAACAAUAACCAUAGAUAUCCCUGAAGUUCUCAAGAAGCAGCUUGAGGAUGACUGUUACUAUAUCAACAGGAGGAAACGGUUAGUGAAACUUCCAUGCCAGACCAACGUCAUAACAAUUUUGGAAUCCUAUGUGAAGCAUUUUGCUAUUAAUGCAGCCUUUUCAGCCAGUGAGAGGCCUCGUCACCAUCAUGCCAUGAUGCAUGCACAUAUGAAUGUGCACUAUGUCCCAGCAGAAAAGAAUGUUGACCUUUGUAAGGAGAUGGUGGAUGGAUUACGAAUUACCUUUGAUUAUACUCUCCCAUUGGUUUUGCUCUAUCCAUAUGAACAAGCUCAAUAUAAAAGAGUGACAUCAUCUAAAUUUUUUCUUCCUAUUAAGGAAAGUACCACCACAACUAAUAGGAGCCAGGAGGAGCUAUCUCCUAGCCCGCCUUUGUUGAACCCAUCCACACCGCAGUCCACAGAGAGUCAACCAGCUAGCGGUGAACCAGCCACUCCCAAGAGGCGCAAAGCCGAUCCAGAAGCCCUGCAGUCUCUGAGGCGGUCCACACGCCAUAGCACCAACUGUGACAGGUUGUCGGAGAGUAGCUCCUCACCUCAGCCGAAGCGUCGACAGCAGGACACGUCUACCAACAUGCCAAAACUGUUUCUGCACUUGGAAAAGAAGACGCCUGUGCAUAGCAGAUCAUCUUCCCCCAUUCCUGUGACUCCGAGUAAGGAAGGGAGUGCUGUAUUUGCUGGCUUCGAAGGGAGAAGAACCAAUGAAAUAAAUGAGGUCCUAUCUUGGAAACUUGUGCCUGACAAUUACCCGCCAGGAGACCAGCCGCCUCCCCCUUCAUACAUUUACGGUGCACAGCAUUUGUUGCGAUUAUUUGUGAAACUUCCAGAAAUCCUUGGGAAGAUGUCCUUCUCUGAGAAGAAUCUGAAGGCUUUACUGAAGCACUUUGAUCUCUUUCUGAGGUUUUUAGCCGAAUACCAUGAUGACUUCUUCCCAGAGUCAGCGUAUGUCGCUGCCUGUGAGGCACACUACAGCACCAAGAACCCCAGGGCAAUUUACUAAAGUUUCCGUGGUUCUGGAAAAAUUGCUGCACGGUGUGGCUUUAUAUUUUGGGUUCCAGGUGAAGCGUGAAUGAGAUGGUGGACUUCCCCUGGGGGUUCUCUGACAGAAGCAGGCUCUGUUGGUUUGAGUUGCUCACAUACUCUUAUUUCUGUUAAGAAUUAUUUUCUGAGCUGAACAUGGUGGAACAUGCCUAUAGGGGGAAUUGAUUUAAUUAAUUGAUUAAUUAAUGAUUUUUUUUUUGGUGUCAUGAUUAUUUCCUGGGUGUCUGAACGUGUUCCAAAGUAACACUGCUGCACAAACUGUAUGUGCUCGCAGGCUAAAAACAGCCAGAGCUGUAUUCGUAGGGAAACGUUCAUGAGCAGAUACUUAGGUUAAACAUUGUUCUGAUAGCCAUUGCGGUUGGUUGUUAACAAGAACCACGUUGUUUGAUUGUUUGUUAAUGUUAAACAAAAUGGUUUCGAAAACUGUUUUCUGUUCAACAGAUCUUAGUUUGUGCUUGGAAGCCACAAAGUACUCUGAAAGUGUUUUAGAGCGAAUUGAUAUUGAUGGCAAAGGAGAACUUGCAGCUAUGCAUUUCUUUUAGCAGUUCCCUUUCUCAGAAACAUUAUUUUUGUUGCUCUAAAUAAAGAAUUGCCUGUCUUGUUUGAGAUUUUACAGCCAUACUCUGCCGUGUAAUGUUAUAGUUCCUUUUCUAUAAAAUGUUAUUUUGGGUGAUCUAAAUAAAGCUUUGCCAGUUUUGUUUGAAAGAAGCAAGAGAAGCUUUGCUCUGGCCUUCCCUGUUCUUUUUAUUGCAGGGCAGCAGUGGGGGUAACCCUCGCUCACAACUGUUUCCCUUGUUUUCUCUUUGUACCCUUUUGGCCCUCGCUUUUUUGCUUGGGCCUCUCUUUGCACCGUGACUGUUGGUGGUUAUGAGAAGUCACUGUGACUAUAUGCCAACGUGUGGCUGUUCUGUAGGCCCUGAUGGGCCCAACACAUGUUUAUCCUUCUCCCAAGUUUACCAGCUGCCGUGCUCUGCAGCCGUCCUUCUCAUCUUCAUUUUACUCGCGCGCAUGCCUUUCCCCUCUAUGGUUUAGAGCGCUCUCAGUGACUGGAAAGGAUACCGAUGUCACGAAAGCAUUAAACAUAGCACUUGUCUUCUCUCAUGGCCCAGUUCAGUUGACUUUAAUUUCCAAAGGUCAUCGGUCAUGAACAACAGGAACUUCAAGGACUUGUAACUACAAAUGGUUUCAUUAAAGUGCCUUCUGCAUCACUGACUGCUAAGAUUCUCUACCUCCCAGGGGGCCGGAGUGUACACAUCUUCCUUUCUGCAUUUACUUGCUAGUGCAGAUUCAGGUUGGUGGGGACUGAUUGGAACAGCCUUCAAGGUCCUGGUAGGUAAGAUUGUUAAUCUUAAUUGUCAAUGUGAUGGAUUUAGAAUCACUGUGGAAGCACACUUUUGGUGUGUCUAUGGUACCGAUUAUGCAAAGUUUGAACCGAAGAGGAAAGAGCCAUCUUGCACACGAUCAGCACCAUGCAAUGGACUGGGGUCUGUGAUGCAGUGCAAAGGAGAAAGUAAGUGAAAUCCCAGCGUUCAUUUCUUGCUUCUUCCUGACUGCAUGUAUAAUGCAUAUGUAUUGCCAGUGGCUUCAUGUCCCUGCUGCCACGGCUUCUCUGCCAUAAGGGACUGGACCGUCAAGCUGUGAGCCAAAGUAAACCCUUUUCUCAGGGACUUUGUCGCAGCAAGCACAAAGGGAGCUGAUACAGAACAUUGGUACUGAGAAGUGGAGCUGCUGCGUUAAGCCUGACCAUGUGGGUCAUGGGCGUCUUGAUCGGGUUUAAAAGUUCAGAGUUUGGAACUUUGAGCCCGAGAAUUCUUGGAGUGCUGGAAGCAGAGUCGGAUGGGCAGUUCUGGUGGCGUUUUGAAAACUCAGGUGCUGAGACAGGAGUGGACAGUGGCAAUCUGGCUCGUGGAGGUUUGGAGAGGAAAGGAGACUAUUGAGAAUUGAGCUACUGGCCAUUUGUGUGAAAAUCUGACAGAAUCUGGUAUCAGCCCAUGUCGUCAGGGCUAUGUCCUGGGAACUCGAGUAAGGCUAGUGUCAAAAUUAAUGGAGUCGUUUGCUUGGUGGAAGAAAUCUGAGGCUCGGUUGCUUUCGGACUGUGUCAUGUUUACUGACUACUGCUGUCCUCCAGGUCUCCAGUGAAGGAAAGCACAAAUGGGGCAAAAGAAGACAGACGUUGUCAGCUUGGUGGGGAAAGAAAUGAGUGUAAAGGUGCAGGCAAGGCAGAUGCAGAGAAAGCAACUGGAAUUGUUCAAGAGAUUAGCAACAUUAACGAGAAGCCUUGUGCUCUGGAUUAGACAUUACUGAAGGUUUUCUGAAAGCAAAACCCCACCCAGUAAACACUCCCUUUUGUGAAAAUAAGAAUUCAUUUGAAAGGAGAAAAACCUAACCUGAGAAUAUUGCUGAAGGAUUCUCCUACUUCUAGAAAGCAGUUACCCAGGGAACCUUUCCCCAUGGCCCACACACAAACAUCAAUAUACCUGUAGUCUGUGGAAGCCAGCACAGCAGAAUUUUGCAAAAUGUCACCCACAUGGUAGUGACAUACAGCUGUGAAAGAUGCAUGACUGAAAGGGUCAUGGGGACGUGCACUAGAGUUCCCGGAAGCACUGAGAGCAGGCGAUGUGUAGCAGGGUUGGAGUCACAGUGGUGAGCCCCGAGAAGCCAUUAUGUGAAGAUGUGAAAGUGAAAUCUAAGCUUCAGUGUGGAGCCCAGAUGGUGGAGGUGCCAGAACUGUGGGUCAUCACCAGAGGGAAGCUGCAAGCAUGGAGAGGAGCUAGCGAAGACAAAGCUGGAGACCUGGGACCCCUCAAAACCCUUUGAGGCUCAUAUGAUUCCGUUAUGAGCUCCGGAUGCUGGACAUGUAGCUGCAGGAUUUGGUGUUUGCCCUGCUGGGUGUUGGUCUUUUCUUUGGUCUCAUCUUUCCUUGUUGUACUCUUGAUUCUUCCCUUUGGGAAUGGAGAUGUCUAUUCAUUGCCAGUGUAUAUUGAAAUUUUGUAAGUUGUUGAUUUUCUAGAAGUUUACAAGUAAGAGAUUGCCUUGAGUCUCAGGUGAGACUUUGGACUGUUUUACACUGUUCGAAUUGUUAAAGACUGGGCAGCUUUAGAGAAGGACUGAAUGCAUUUUGAAUUAUGAGAUGAAAAUGAGAGAUUAGCAGCCAGAGGCAGAAUGCUAUGAUGUACUGAUGUGUUUGGGGGUCAGGUUGGCCAGGGGUAGAUUAGCGAUGGUUAAUCUUGAUUGUCAACUUGGUUGGAUUCAGAAUCACCCUGGAAACACACGUGUGGAUAUGUCUCUAUGAAGGUGCUUCCCAAGAAGUUUAACUGAAGAGGGAAGACCCACCCUAACUGUGGGUGGCAGCAUUCCAUGAGUUGGGGUCACAGACGGAUCAGAAAGGACAGAGUGGAAACACCAAAAUUCAUCUCUCUCUGCUUCCUGACUUUGAGCCUUGCUGCCGUGACAUCCCCCACUGUGAUGGACUGUAUGUAUCGCUUCGAACUGUAAACCAAAAUAAACUCUUCCUUCCUUAA